UCGAAAUUUUGGCUUUGUGGCUUUCUUUCACUUUCAUUCUCAUCAAGCGAACCUGUGUAAAAAUAUUUGGAGUUAAUCUGAAAUCAGGAAAAUAGUCACAUAAUGGAUGAGGAAAGUUGUCGUGCUAAGACUGGAGACUCUGAGGAAGAGGAAUGCGGUACUGCGGAUCAAACAGAUGCUAAACCUGAUCGGAAAGCAAGAUUUUCGUUCUUCGGAAGAAGGAAGAUCAAGGAUGAAAAGGAAUCAUCCUCUGAGCAGCACUACAGGAUCAUUUUUCCAACAUUCCAGUAUAAUAUGAACCACCAGCGAGUAGGAAAAUGUGUCAUCAUUAACAAUAAGAACUUUAAUCGAGAGACAGGGAUGACUGUACGUAAUGGCACAGAUCGAGAUGCAGAAGAGCUGUCCAAAUGCUUUAAAAACCUGGGGUUUGAAGUUGUCAUCCACAAUGACCAGACCUGUGACGAAAUGACAGAGAUACUGGAAAAGGUGUCAAAGGAGGACCACACUAACAACUCUUGCUUUGCCUGCAUCCUGCUAAGCCAUGGAGAGGAGGGCAUGAUAUAUGGAACAGACAUGGCCAUGCCCAUCAAAAACCUAACCUCCCUCUUCAGAGGGGACAUGUGCAAGAGCCUUGUGGGCAAACCCAAGCUCUUCUUCAUCCAGGCCUGUCGAGGUUCAGAGUUUGAUGAUGGUAUACAGACUGACUCAGGAAGACCUGAUGACUGUCUAGAAACAGAUGCGAACCCCAGACACAAAAUCCCAGUGGAGGCAGACUUCUUGUUCGCAUACUCCACUGUUCCAGGUUACUACUCAUGGAGGAAUCCAAGCCAGGGCUCUUGGUUCGUCCAAGCUCUUUGUAACAUUCUCAGUGAAUUUGGCAAGCAACUGGAAAUCUUGCAGAUCCUCACACGUGUCAACUACAUGGUGGCAACCAACUUUGAGUCUUGGUCUGACGACCCACGCUCUAGUGAGAAGAAGCAGAUUCCCUGUGUUGUCUCUAUGCUGACCAAAGAGCUUUAUUUUAACUGAUAACUAUAUGACCUUAAAGUUUUUUGUCUAUUGACAGUGUGAAAUAUUCAUGUUAGAUUUUAUGACAUUUUAAAAAGUACCUGUAGCCUAUACAGUAGAAGCACUUAAGUAUUUUUUUUAGUAACAUCACUGUUACUUAUUUCUUCUUUUAUCCUCUUUUAUAUAAAGCCAGAAUGUUCACAACAAAAUGGCACCUCUUGUAGUAAAGAACUUAAAAUUACAGUAUAAUUAAGAUUUAUCCAUCAUGCCUACCACUGUAAAAACACAUUUAAUAACGUGUAACUGGCUGCACAUUUUAUAUAGUUUUAUCAGGAGGUUGCAGUAGUCAGUGGUUGGAACUUAACUAGAGGUUAAAAGUCCCCUUUUCUGCAGCCUUAGCGCGGAGUCUAGGAUUACCCAAAGGAAGGAGUUGUAAUACAAAGAGUCCACUGACCUAAAAGUCUCCAAGGCAGGCAUUAAGGUGAGAGCUUUAAGGAAAUUGUGAGCAUUGGAGGCAAUGAACCAGUUAGAAUUUCAUCACUGAGCAUUAGUAGGAUCUUUGGCAGUUGAUCAAGCAAGUUUAGACAGCAGUAUAACAACCUAUUACAACAAAGGGAGGGACAAAGAGACAGGAUCUGGUUCAAAAGGAAGUGAGAGCCAAUGUUGGGUUGCUGCAUGCAAGUCAGAUGUUGGAAAUGUGGCAGAAGUUGCAUGGACUAGGUGGGAACCUGUGAUGGACUGCAAGAUCACAUGGACAGUGAACUUCCCGCAUUCUCAGUCUGUGUAUGGCGUUCUGCCUCAUUUGGCCAACCGUUUUUAUUAGGGCAAUGUGAAAGCACCAGCAUGUCCCUUGUGCCAAGAAAGAGGAACUCUGAAACACAUCCUUAGCAGCUAUUGGUUAAUAUAAUUCAUAAAUUAUUUUGUCCUUACUGUUCUUGACAACAUGGAAAACAAACAGUACUUUACUGGCAUGUACACCUAUUUCUGUUCCAAAAACCUUCACCCUAAGCCCUGCAGGAAAAAAGUACAUCUGUCUGUAUAUGUUCCCACUGGGAAUUACCAUCUACAUUAAUUACACAACCAUCAAGUAAAAGGGGAAGUUCCUCAUGUAAAAAAAAUUUCAUCUGGAAUUUUGAAGUUUGGUAUAUAAAUUGUGGCAAAACUAUAAAUCACACUAUAGCACAGGAGGAAAUAUAUUUUACUUCAUGUGAGGUGGCCUUCAACAUUAUCAGAGAGUUUGGAGUGAGUUAAAGUAAAAAUAUUAAAUUGUUAAAGUAAUUCCUAUUAUAAAUAAACACACAUACCUUAACACACACAAAAACACUUAUUCUAAAGCUUUAAAAGAAAUAAAACAUGAAAGCUGUGAUUUUAAUUUUAUAUUUUGUUCUGUCAAUUUAUUAUUUAAAGAGGCAGCUACUUUAUCAAUAGUUGGAGGUUUUAAUAACUGUCAAAUG
This is a messenger RNA of Clarias gariepinus (North African catfish), 2462 nucleotides long. Its product is annotated as caspase-7-like. The coding region runs from base 103 to 1029 and encodes 308 amino acids. Gene Ontology annotation, cellular component: cytoplasm. The record is from RefSeq and is a predicted model, not a curated record. The transcript is spliced from 7 exons. Gene Ontology annotation, biological process: proteolysis; apoptotic process. NCBI's taxonomy places the organism in Eukaryota, Metazoa, Chordata, Actinopteri, Siluriformes, Clariidae.